This is a messenger RNA of Penicillium vulpinum, 8536 nucleotides long. It is a transcript of the gene tor, whose product is annotated as putative TOR pathway phosphatidylinositol 3-kinase TorA. The coding region runs from base 74 to 8536 and encodes 2820 amino acids. Gene Ontology annotation, molecular function: protein serine/threonine kinase activity; protein binding; protein-containing complex binding. The record is from RefSeq and is a predicted model, not a curated record. The transcript is spliced from 5 exons. Lineage: Eukaryota; Fungi; Ascomycota; Eurotiomycetes; Eurotiales; Aspergillaceae. Gene Ontology annotation, cellular component: nucleus; TORC2 complex; TORC1 complex. Gene Ontology annotation, biological process: TOR signaling; negative regulation of macroautophagy; protein phosphorylation.
GCGCUCCGCGUCUUUUUAUUUUAUGGCCUAGACCUUGUAUUCCAAUGUCCACCCUGGGGUGUGAUUCGAAAAUAUGGCCCAAGCAGGUGCAAUCACAGACGUGACCCAAAGGUUGUUCGUGGAGCUCAAGUCAAAGAAUGAGGAGGCCAGGGCCAGAGCUGCCUACGAGCUCUAUGAUAAUGUCCUAUCUGUGUCUAGAGAUUGGCCAUCGGAGAAGUUCGUGGAAUUUUACAACGCAGUUAGCCAACGCAUCGCCCAACUCGUGGUCAACGGCAGCGAUGCAAACGAAAGAAUCGGUGGCUUGUUAGCACUCGAUCGGCUCAUUGACUUUGACGGUGUCGAUGCGGCCCAGAAAACGACGAGAUUUGCCAGUUACUUGCGCAGCGCCCUUCGCAGCAAUGAUAACGUGGUUUUGGUGUAUGCGGCCCGAUCGCUGGGCCGCCUCGCGAAGCCCGGCGGGGCUUUAACCGCAGAACUGGUGGAAAGCGAAAUACAAUCCGCAUUAGAAUGGCUACAAUCGGAGCGUCAGGAAAGUCGGCGGUUUGCAGCAGUGCUUGUGAUCCGGGAACUUGCUAAGGGCUCACCCACACUCCUCUAUGGCUUUGUUCCACAGGUGUUUGAGCUUGUCUGGGUUGCCCUUCGAGAUCCGAAAGUCCUCAUUCGUGAGACCGCCGCCGAGGCCGUAGGUGAAUGUUUUGAAAUAAUCGUGGCUCGUGAUUCUCAAGUCCGUCAAUCAUGGUUUGCACGGAUAUACGAUGAAGCGCUUCUGGGAUUGAAGUCCCAUAACAUCGAUUGGAUUCAUGGCUCCAUUUUGAUCAUCAAAGAGUUGAUCUUGAAAGGUACAAUGUUCAUGAAAGAACAUUAUCGCAAUGCCUGUGAAAUCAUCCUCCGUCUCAAGGACCAUCGUGACCCAAAGAUUCGCACCGAAGUCGUCCUCACCAUCCCCAUCCUCGCCUCAUAUGCCCCCACCGAUUUCAUUGAGAUCUAUCUACACAAAUUCAUGGUCUAUCUCCAAGCACAACUUAAGAGAGACAAAGAGAGGAACUCCGCCUUCAUUGCCAUUGGAAAGAUUGCCAAUGCAGUGGGCACCGCUAUCAGCCAAUAUCUCGAUGGCAUCAUUAUCUACAUUCGAGAGGGACUUGCAAUGAAGGCGAGGAAUCGGUCGGGAGUUAAUGAGGCGCCAAUGUUCGAGUGCAUCAGCAUGCUCGCCCUCGCAGUGGGACAGGCGCUCAGCAAAUACAUGGAGGCUCUUCUGGAUCCCAUUUUUGCCUGCGGACUGAGCAAGUCAUUAACACAGGCUCUGGUCGACAUGGCCCAUUACAUUCCUCCCAUCAAACCUAUGAUCCAGGAAAAGCUUCUUGAUAUGCUGAGUAUCAUCCUUUGUGGAACCCCCUUCCGCCCCCUCGGGUGUCCUGAAAACCGACUACCUCCUAUGCCAUCAUUUGCAAAAGACUUUGCACCCCACGAGCUUCAUUCCGAUUCCGAUAUCGCAUUAGCACUCCAUACGUUGGGUAGCUUUGACUUCUCUGGGCACAUACUGAACGAGUUCGUACGUGAUGUUGCUAUCAACUAUGUGGAAAAUGAUAAUCCUGAAAUUCGAAAAGCGUCAGCUCUUACAUGCUGUCAGCUGUUCGUUCACGAUCCGAUCAUCAAUCAAACCAGCGGACACUCCAUUCAAGUUGUCAGCGAAGUUAUUGACAAGCUCUUGACUGUGGGUAUCGGAGACCCUGACCCUGAAAUCCGACGCACCGUUUUGUGGUCGUUGGACCGCAAAUUCGAUCGUCACUUGGCACGACCAGAGAAUAUUCGAUGUUUGUUCUUAGCAGUCAAUGACGAGGUUUUCGAUGUCAAAGAAGCUGCGAUCUGCAUUAUCGGUCGACUCUCCAGCGUCAACCCUGCGUAUGUCUUCCCGCCACUACGAAAACUGCUGGUCAAUCUUCUCACUGGCCUUGGCUUUGCGAAUACCGCCCGCCAAAAGGAGGAAACAGCUCAACUCAUCAGCUUGUUUGUCUCUAAUGCGACGAAAUUGAUCAGGUCAUACGUUGAUCCUAUGGUGACUGCAUUGCUGCCUAAAUCAACAGACAUUAAUCCUGGCGUCGCUGCCACUACUUUGAAGGCUGUUGGUGAGCUAGCUAACGUCGGUGGCCAUGAGAUGAGACAAUAUUUACCGCAGAUUAUGCCCAUUAUCCUGGACUCACUCCAGGACCUCUCGUCACAUACCAAACGUGAAGCUGCGCUUCGGACAUUGGGGCAGUUGGCGAGCAAUUCAGGUUACGUCAUCGAGCCAUACAUGGAAUACCCCCAUCUCCUCGCUGUGCUCAUUAAUAUCAUCAAAACGGAACAGACAGGCUCUCUGCGCAAGGAGACCAUCAAGCUUCUCGGAGUUCUGGGCGCCCUUGAUCCCUACAAGUACCAACAGAUCAGCGAGAUUGAACCUGAUGUCCACCAUAUCAACGAAAUACAGAAUGUUUCUGAUGUUGCUCUCAUUAUGCAGGGUCUCACUCCCUCCAAUGAGGAGUAUUAUCCCACGGUGGUUAUCCAUACUUUGAUGCAGAACAUUCUACGAGAAAAUUCCCUGGCGCAAUAUCACUCAGCUGUCAUUGAUGCGAUCGUCACAAUCUUCAAGACUCUGGGCCUGAAAUGUGUCCCAUUCCUUGGACAAAUAAUUCCGGGGUUCAUCUUGGUUAUCAGAAGCGCUCCUGCUAGCCGUCUUGAGUCCUAUUUCAAUCAGAUGGCGAUCUUGGUGAAUAUCGUGCGACAGCAUAUUCGCACUUUCUUGCCAGAGAUAAUCGAGGUCAUUAGAGAUUUCUGGGAUGCUUCAUAUCAAAUCCAGGGUACGAUUAUAUCCUUGGUCGAAGCGAUUGCUAGGUCGUUGGAGGGAGAAUUCAGGAAGUAUCUUGCUGGCCUGAUUCCUUUGAUGCUCGAUACACUCGAUAAAGACACUUCGCCUCGUCGCCAGCCCUCCGAGAAGAUUCUUCAUGCCCUUUUGAUUUUCGGCACAAGUGGAGAAGAAUACAUGCAUCUCAUCAUUCCUUCCAUUGUUCGUCUGUUUGAUCGACCACAAAACCCUCAGAGCAUCCGCAAGUCUGCUAUCGAUAGCUUGACAAAACUAUCGCGGCAAGUCAAUGUCUCCGACUUUGCAUCUCUAAUGAUUCACUCCCUGUCACGAGUCGUGGCUAGCGGCGAUCGCGUGUUGCGUCAAGCGGCGAUGGAUUGCAUUUGUGCUCUCAUUUUCCAACUUGGACAGGACUUCACGCAUUACAUUCAUCUUCUAAACAAAGUCCUCAAAACUCAUCAGAUCACGCAUGUCAACUACCAAAUCCUGGUGACGAAACUCCAGAAGGGCGAUCCCCUCCCGCAGGACCUCAAUCCAGAAGAGGUUUAUGCUUUCCCUACCGAUGACACCAACUUUUCCGAAAUUGGACAGAAGAAGAUUGUUGUAAACCAGCAGCAUCUCAAGAAUGCUUGGGAUGCUUCCCAAAAGUCCACUCGUGAGGAUUGGCAGGAAUGGAUACGCCGUUUCAGCAUUGAGCUGUUAAAGGAAUCCCCAUCCCCGGCAUUGCGUGCAUGUGCUAGUUUGGCAGGAAUCUACCAGCCACUAUCAAGGGACCUUUUCAAUGCUGCUUUUGUCUCAUGCUGGACUGAGUUGUAUGAUCAAUACCAAGAAGAGCUCGUUCGCUCAAUUGAAAAGGCGCUUACUUCUCAGAAUAUCUCCCCAGAGAUUUUGCAAAUUCUCCUCAAUCUGGCCGAAUUCAUGGAACACGAUGACAAGGCUCUCCCCAUCGACAUCCGCACUCUUGGAAAAUAUGCAGCAAAAUGCCAUGCUUUUGCUAAAGCUCUUCACUACAAAGAACUCGAGUUUGAGCAAGACCAGAACUCGGGUGCUGUUGAAGCCUUGAUUACCAUCAACAACCAGCUCCAGCAGUCCGACGCUGCCAUUGGUAUUCUUCGCAAAGCGCAGGCGUAUCGUGAUGUGGAGCUCAAGGAAACGUGGUUCGAGAAGCUUCAGCGGUGGGACGAAGCCCUUGCUGCUUACAAGCGACGCGAAAAGACGGACCCAGACUCAUUUGGCAUCACAAUGGGUAAGAUGCGAUGUUUGCACGCUCUUGGCGAAUGGAAGGUUCUCUCGGACCUCGCUCAAGAAAAGUGGAACCAAGCAUCACUGGAGCAUCGCCGAGCUAUUGCACCUCUUGCUGCUGCCGCUGCCUGGGGUCGGGGCCAGUGGGAGUUGAUGGACUCUUACCUUGGUGUCAUGAAAGAGCAGACUCCAGACCGCUCAUUCUUCGGUGCCAUUCUGGCAAUCCAUCGUAACCAAUUCGAGGAGGCCAACAUGUACAUCGAGAAAGCUCGCAAUGGUCUCGAUACAGAAUUGUCUGCUCUUCUUGGAGAGUCAUAUAACCGCGCGUACAAUGUUGUUGUCCGGGUGCAAAUGCUCGCUGAGCUAGAAGAGAUCAUCACAUACAAGCAAAACAUCGGCGACCCUGAAAAGCAAGAUGCCAUGCGUAAAACGUGGAAUCAAAGAUUGCUUGGGUGCCAGCAAAACGUGGAAGUGUGGCAGCGUAUGCUCAAGGUCAGAGCUCUUGUCACAGCCCCACGUGAGAACCUUGACAUGUCUAUCAAGUUCGCCAAUCUUUGUCGCAAGUCCAAUCGCAUGGGUCUUGCGGAGCGGUCCCUUGCAUCUUUAGAGACAAUGGUGGCCGAUGCCAAUGGAAUGCGCACUAUAAUACCACCCGAGGUCACAUAUGCCAGGCUGAAAUUCAGUUGGGCAAAUGGCCAACAACUAGAAUCUCUUGAAAUGAUGAAAGAGUUCACCUCUGGUCUGACCGAUGAUUUUUCCAGAUACAACACAUUCAUGGUAUCAAAUGCUGAUCACCACGGCGUGAAUGGAGUCAACGGGGUCGCCGAUCAGAACCACCCAGAUGUUAUCAGACUGAAAGAACGGAUUGGUGAUGAUCCCAGCAAAUUCAGAAAACUGCUUUCUAAGAGCUAUCUGAGGCAGGGAGAAUGGCAGACAACCUUACAGAGGGGUGAUUGGAGGCCGGAGAACGUUCGAGAUGUCCUCAACGCUUAUUCGGCGGCAACCCAAUACAACCGCGAUUCAUACAAGGCGUGGCACUCCUGGGCACUUGCAAAUUUCGAAGUUGUUACAACGAUUGCCAACCAGGCUAGUCGUGAGGGCAUGCCUGCACCGGUUCCUCCUCAUAUCGUUACAGAGCAUGUAAUUCCUGCCGUUCGCGGAUUCAUUCGCUCAAUCGCUUUGUCCUUGACAUCGUCGUUGCAAGACACAUUAAGAUUACUCACUUUGUGGUUUAAUCAUGGCGGAGAUCAUGACGUGAAUACUGUCGUCACGGAAGGAUUUACGACUGUCAAUAUUGACACUUGGCUUGCUGUUACUCCUCAACUGAUCGCUCGAAUCAACCAACCCAACAUCAGGGUGCGGGGUGCGGUUCAUAGGUUGCUUGCCGAGGUUGGCAAAGCGCAUCCUCAAGCCCUUGUGUAUCCACUGACGGUGGCAAUGAAAUCAAAUGUGACUCGACGCUCUCAAUCUGCUAGCAACAUCAUGGAAAGUAUGCGGCAACAUAGCGCCAAGCUUGUUGAGCAAGCAGAUCUUGUGAGUCAUGAGCUUAUCCGAGUUGCGGUCUUGUGGCAUGAACUCUGGCAUGAAGGUCUGGAAGAAGCCUCUCGUCUCUAUUUCGGUGAUCACAAUGUUGAAGGCAUGUUUUCAACACUUGCUCCCUUCCAUGAUAUGCUAGACAAGGGCGCUGAGACCCUUCGUGAGGUGUCAUUUGCGCAAGCGUUUGGUCGUGAUCUAGCUGAAGCGAAGCACUACUGUAUGAUGUAUCGCGAGUCGGAGGAAAUUGGCGAUCUCAACCAAGCUUGGGAUUUAUAUUACACUGUGUUCCGCAAGAUCAGUCGACAACUGCCACAGCUAUCGACUCUCGAUCUUAAAUACGUAUCUCCUCGACUCAAGGAUUGUUCAGAUCUUGACCUUGCGGUUCCAGGAACAUACCAGAGCGGUAAGCCAGUUAUUCGGAUCAUGAGCUUUGACCCGAUCUUGCAUGUGUUGCAGACAAAGAAACGACCGCGUCGCAUGACGCUCAAGGGCAGCAACGGAAGCUCUUAUAUGUACCUUGUCAAGGGCCAUGAAGACAUCCGACAAGAUGAGCGAGUCAUGCAACUUUUCGGCUUGUGCAAUACCCUGCUGGAUAAUGAUGGCGAGAGCUUCAAGCGACACUUGUCAGUCCAGCGCUUCCCUGCUAUUCCAUUGUCUCAGAGCUCUGGUCUGCUGGGAUGGGUGUCAAACAGUGAUACGUUGCAUGCCUUGAUCAAGGAAUAUCGUGAAAGCCGUCGGAUCCUACUCAACAUCGAGCACCGGAUCAUGCUUCAAAUGGCACCCGAUUAUGAUAGCCUCACUCUCAUGCAAAAGGUCGAAGUCUUCGGUUACGCCAUGGACAAUACGACCGGCAAAGAUCUGUACCGGGUGCUAUGGCUCAAGAGCAAGAGCUCCGAGGCAUGGCUCGAACGUCGUACGAACUACACUCGAUCGCUUGGUGUUAUGUCUAUGGUCGGCUACAUCCUUGGUCUGGGCGACAGACAUCCAUCGAACUUGUUGCUGGAUCGUGGUAAUGGACGUGUGGUUCAUAUCGACUUUGGUGAUUGUUUCGAGAUCGCAAUGCACCGAGAGAAGUACCCCGAGCGAGUUCCGUUCCGACUUACUCGCAUGUUGACAUUCGCCAUGGAAGUCAGCAACAUUGAGGGUAGCUACCGUAUCACUUGCGAGGCUGUCAUGCGUGUUCUACGAGAGCAUAAGGAUUCCUUGAUGGCAGUUUUGGAGGCUUUCAUUCACGACCCUCUAAUCAACUGGCGUCUGGGUACACAAGAUUCCUCCCCCGACCGAGUCUCCCUCCCCGCAGAUCGUCGCGGGUCCAUCAUGGACGGUGUCAAUUUCGAACCCGGCAAUCAACCAGCUGAUUUCUCUCGCCGCCGCCGCCCGUCCAUGCUGGAGGGUGGUAUUCUCGAUGCUCCAGAAGGCGUUCCACAAGAAGCCCGCGAGGCACAGAAUGCCCGUGCUCUCCAGGUUCUCGCCCGAGUCAAGGAGAAGCUCACUGGACGAGACUUCAGAAAUACCGAAGAGCUGAGUGUCAGCGACCAGGUGGACAAGCUCAUUGCGCAGGCAACCAAUGUUGAGAAUAUCUGUCAACACUGGAUUGGAUGGUGUAGUUUCUGCAUCAUGGGUGGAGACUUGAACCUGAAGAAGUCAUGGCACCCAGGCUUGAUCAAAAACCAGGAGCGCGUAUGGCUGGAAGAGAAGCGCGCUCUCGACGAGCGCAAACAGAUCGCGCAGUUACGACGUGAACGAGAGGAGGAGCGCCAAAUGGAAGAGAUUCAACGCCUCCAAGAAGCUUCCGGAAAGACAAAGCAAGUCAGCCGAGUCGACUGGAUGUACCAGGCACCCUCGACCGAGACCGGUCACUACUCAGAGGAGAUGGAGGGAUAUCUGCUGGGCAAGCGACGCAUCGACGGAGUCCUCCUGAAGAAUGACCCCGAUACUAAGAAGCUGGAGAAGGGUUCGGAGGUUGUGGGCAAUGGUACCGCGGCUGGCCCAUCUAUUGUCUCGGCGCGCGACACCAUGUCGAAGGUUAUGGCGGACCCUCUACUUGAAGUGAAGAAGAGAGAACAGGCGGCUUACGAGGCGAUGGUGAAAGAGACGCUCAGACGCAAGGAAAAAGAGAAGGAACGUGGAGAUCGUGAUCGGGGAAAGGAUCGUGACCGUCGUCAUCGCACCCAAGACUCAAAGCGCAGGCGCUAUAGUGAUGAUGCUGGCGAUGAGCGCCGUGACCGCCCCCACCGAAGAUCUUCACCUCGACGACACCGAUCUAGAUCACCCGGUUCGCCCGAUCGAUCUACCCGCAAACACCGAAGUGAUCGCGAUCGUGAACCUCGCGACGAUAACUACCGCCCAGACAACCGUGAUCGGAGGAGCGAUGAGCACAGAUCUCGCCGAGAUGAUAGGGACCGGGGCCGAGACCGUCGCGAUUAUCAAGACAAGAGAGACUCCCACUCCGGUCGACACCACGAUCGCGAAGACAGAGGUUCCCGGCGAGACCGUUCACUGUCCCGGAACUCCCGAUCUCCUCGCCCAUCCAGCGAUCGCAAAGAACGCCCUGCCGCUGACGAAGAUCGCCGCCGUGACUUCUCCCGGCGCGAGUACAAUAAUCGGCGUGACUCUGGCAGGGCUAUGGGGCCACCCUCGACCCGUACACCAACAAACAAGCCCGAUACCAAGGAACUGGAAGAAGAACGCCGCCGCAAGUUGGAAGAAAUGCAAUCUAACGCCGCAGAAAUUGAAUCAGAGCGACUUCGGCGAAUUGCGGAGAUAUCUGCCAAGGAGGAAGUACAACGGGAGGCUGACGAUCAGCAACGUUCAGACCGGGGCAGGUUCAUGUCUGAUGUCAAUAAGCGAGUACAGGAAGAUACACUUGAUGAACGUAUUCGGCGUAGCCGUGGUGGACUCGCGAAGCUGGAACAGGAUUAA